GUGUCUGUUUGCCGGCCAUUUUAUCCGGAAUAAUGUCUGUUUGCUGGUUUUUAUCCCACGCCUGUAGGUAAUCAAUCCUUCCAGUUUCUUACUUCCAUCGUUCCUUAUCCAAACCUUCUGUUCUUUUUCCUCUGCUUCCCGAUCCUUCCACUCUUCCCAACACAAAUCAAACUCAUAGGAGUUCUGAGUUGUCGAUUCCUCUAUUAUACCACCGAAGAGUGCAGUCGAUCGAUCGCUGAGUUCGCUUCUAUCGCUCCGCCAUAGCUGACGCCGCCGACUCCGGCUCCGACACAGAACACUCCGAUGAGUCUGCCUCCACCACUGGAGAGGUCGGCGAGCCCUAAUUUCGUGCAGGUCUACUUCGACCCCGGCCACAUCCACACUCAUCUUAUCGACGUUACCCCAUCGGCUUCCAGGGCCUCAGACCAUUCUUCUUCACGCUUCCACUGCCUCUACUUUCUUUACAGAUUUCAUUACACCCACCAAACCUCACCGCCGAUGCCCUCUAAACAACCUGCUCUGUCGCCUUCUUGUGUAACCAAUUAUACAAGUAACUGGCUUUGGCUGAAGGUUCUGUUGGAUUAAUCGGAUAUUGUUGGAUAGGGAGCAUGUGUGAAGGAUUCUGUGAACAGAAAUCACUAUCUUGGAGAGUACAAAGGACAACUCGCGUCAAGGAUUUUUUUUUGGGUUUAAAGAGUUCAUCACUGCUAUGCAGGUAUGUCUUAUUUCUUCUUUUCUUUUCUAACGUUGAGAACUAAAGUCAUGAAUGGUGAUCGUGGGAGGUGUCAAUGGAACUGCAUGUAUGAAUUCUAUCCUGGAACUUCCAAUUAUAACAAUUAUAGGUCGUCAAAUUACAUUACAUUCCAUCAAAAUACUGUGUCAUUCAGAGUAAAGAAAGGCAGACAUGGCAUUCUUAUAAAAUUUUGCUGUCACCGGCUUCUGAUCGGUGCCCUGCUUCUCUGCACACCAAUCUUAUUUUCUUAAUUUGGCUUGUAAGUUGAAAAUAGGGGAUGCGAAAGGACCAUUGUUGGACACAAAAUUUGCUUUGUGUGAUCGUGCAAACAAUCCAAGAGUUUGGUUUCGCCAAGGCACAUAUGGCACUCAGUGAGAUAGAUGCUGCAAUGAAUUGUUUCAAGAAAGCAAAGUGACUUGGAACCAAAUGAUGGUUAUACAAUAAACAAUUCAAUGUAGAAAUAGACAUGCAAAUAGAUGGUUGCCCAAAUGUAUAGAAUUAAAUUGCCAAAAGGUAUAGAUCUCAAUUGUGAGAUGUUUGAAACUUGAGAAAUUUCUAUCCUACUUUUGCUCCUCGUGAUUUUUUCUAGAUGGUUAUUCCCAUGUAUGGCACCCAUAAAUUUGUCAUGUCAAACACCUGGUGGCUGGAUCACUUUAAUACAUUGUGGAGCAUAUAUCUAUAAUUCAUUUCCAUUCACUUUGUGAGAUUUAACUGCAAAUUGUGAAUAUAGUUACCGCCUUCAAUUAGAUUACAAGUUUUUUCCUUGAUGUUUGGUAUAUUUAUGAAUCAUGUUUAGGACAUCGAUCUGUUUUGUUAUCAUUAACAGUUUUGAGACUAAACUACCCC
Lactuca virosa is the source of this 1579-nucleotide messenger RNA. NCBI's taxonomy places the organism in Eukaryota, Viridiplantae, Streptophyta, Magnoliopsida, Asterales, Asteraceae. The record is from the annotation of a GenBank genome assembly.